AUGCUAGUUGCUACAGCUCUGGGCAGGAUCCAGGGAGCUAAUUUGGAGGGUGUCCUUGCCUACUAUGGCUUCCCGAUUCCAACGCCCCCUGUAGUCACCACAGAGCACCAUCCAGCAUCACUACCAGACGGCGUGCAGUUCGUCCUGAAAACUUUGCCGAUUUAUGCAAAGUGCAUUGGAGAUGGUGAUGGCUUUACUGCUUAUGUUGACACAGCAGAUCCAACGGAAUCAGCAAAUGUGCCACAGGAAGUGCGUGAGGCUGUCAAUGCAAUGUCACAAACACCCAAGCAUAGGAACAGCCAACAGAAAAGUGUACUCCAAAGUAAACUGAACAAAGCUGGUUAUAGGAUAAUAUAUACUUCAAAAGAUGAGAUCCUUGCAAGGCAAUACCGCUUCAGAUUGAGGGGCAUUGAUGCACCGGAGAUGGGAAUGCAAUAUGGGAAGGAGUCCCUGAAUGCGCUGGUGAACCUUAUCGCUGGCAAAAGUGUCAUGGUUUACGUAUAUGGGCAGGACCAGUAUGAUCGCUGUGUUGGAGAUAUCUAUUGUGAUGGUGUGUUCAUCCAGGAACAAAUGCUGAAGGAGGGUCAUGCAUGGCAUUACAAGAUUUACGACAAACGCAAAGAAUUUGCAAAAUGGGAGAUGAAAGCACGAGAUGCACGCCGAGGGCUUUGGGCAUCUGAUAACCCUGAGAAACCAUGGGAUUGGAAAAGGAAGCACAAUGUGAGACACGAGACAUCUGAUAACCUUGAUAAGACAUGGGAAUGGAGACGGAAACCGCACAAUGCAAGACACCAGAACACCCCAAUUCAGGUGACAUUGUGUACCUGA
Molecule: messenger RNA, 828 nt
Organism: Triticum turgidum subsp. durum (durum wheat)
Lineage: Eukaryota; Viridiplantae; Streptophyta; Magnoliopsida; Poales; Poaceae
Source: the annotation of a GenBank genome assembly